Molecule: messenger RNA, 651 nt
Organism: Helobdella robusta
Lineage: Eukaryota; Metazoa; Annelida; Clitellata; Rhynchobdellida; Glossiphoniidae
Exons: 4
Coding region: 1-651 (216 amino acids)
Source: RefSeq, a predicted model, not a curated record
AUGGCAUGGUUCGAAUACUGCCUGUCCAAAACUGAAAGACCAUCAUACGCGUAUGAUUUGGUGUUAGCGAGUGCAUGCGUAAUGAGCACGUGCGUCGUGUGGUGUGCUGUGGUGUGGUGUGGUGUGGUGUGGUGUGUUGGCUACGAGAACUCAAUCCACCGUCGCCUGGACAACUUCAUAAUCGGACUGACCGAUGUGGACAGCUCAACUUCACCUCCGCAGAGGAACAACUAUCCAAUGUGUGCCACCUGGUCCGGUUCCGUUAAGAUGGGAAGCAAAGUUGAACUAAAAUGCAAUGCCAACCUGCCAAAAUAUAGGUACCUGAUCGCACAAGCCAGUGCUUCUGCUCCUAAUGGAAAAUUCACUAUUUGCGAACUGGAGGCCUAUGAAUCAUUGAAUGAAAAUUCAUCCAAAUGGAACAGACAGUCAAACAUGGCAUUGGCUGGAUUCCAAUUCAAGCAGUUGAACGUGAGGAGUGUGUUGGACUGCAUGCAUAAGUGCAAGCAACUGGGAGGAUGUGACUCCAUCAACUUCCAUCCAGCUUCUAAAUUGUGCCAGCUCAAUUCUCAUAUUAAUGGCUACAACAUCACCACACUUACGAGCGACACUAAUUGGUUGUUUUAUACGACAAACUUUUCUGAUAAGUAUUAA